AUGUACAAAGAGACUGUCACCACCAUUAGCCAGCUCACCUUCAGCACCCUUGCUACCACCUUGACCACUUGGCAGUCAGCAAUUGAGAGUAACCCCACUCAGAGGGUUGAUCCCCACCAAGCCAGCACCAGAGUCACCAGCAGCGACAACCAGGAUGAGUCAACCAGAAAGGACAAGAAAGACAAGAAGGAUGAAGACUGCACCAGUGCCAAAGUUGCUGCUAGGCCCCAAAGGAUUCAAUGCUGGAUCUGCAAACAAUCUGGACAUGGAAUCAAUCAGUGCAAUGCCUUGGUAACCAUUCCUGAGAACUCCUCCCUUGCCAAGUCCAAAUAG
Messenger RNA from Ustilago hordei, 333 nucleotides. RefSeq lists its product as uncharacterized. Bases 1 to 333 code for a protein of 110 amino acids. The record is from RefSeq and is a predicted model, not a curated record. The transcript has a single exon. NCBI's taxonomy places the organism in Eukaryota, Fungi, Basidiomycota, Ustilaginomycetes, Ustilaginales, Ustilaginaceae.